Lathyrus oleraceus (garden pea) is the source of this 5660-nucleotide messenger RNA. RefSeq names its product protein SHOOT GRAVITROPISM 6. Gene Ontology annotation, cellular component: cytoplasm. The transcript is spliced from 52 exons. Gene Ontology annotation, biological process: DNA integration. The record is from RefSeq and is a predicted model, not a curated record. Gene Ontology annotation, molecular function: nucleic acid binding. NCBI's taxonomy places the organism in Eukaryota, Viridiplantae, Streptophyta, Magnoliopsida, Fabales, Fabaceae. Bases 80 to 5416 code for a protein of 1778 amino acids.
UGAUAAAAAAAGAAGAAGUAAAAAAGAUGAUCUCCCGUCACGGCAAGGCAUAGCCAGCGCAGUAGUGUGUCUGUUGUGUAUGUCCUCGCCGGGGAAGAGGCCCCAGUUUCUCCCUCUUCUUCCUCUAUUUAUUCAUUCUUCAAUCCUCCCCUUCCUUCACCGGUUAUUCAUUGCAUCUUCUUCCAUGGCCUCAAUUUCAAUUCCCGCACCAGAGGCUAUCCAGGUUCUACUCUCAUUACUAGCUGAUGAUUCUUCCGCUGUUCGAGAAGCUUCCAUGUCCUCUCUCGACGACCUUGCCGCACUAAAUCCUGUUCUGGUUCUUGAGUGCUGUGCGACUGUUUCACGCGGUGGACGUCGGCGAUUUGGAAAUAUGGCUGGAGUUUUUCAAGUUAUGGCAUUUGGAGUUCGAGCUCUUGAUGAAAGAGAUGUUGAUUCUGUUUUUAUGGCGAAGCUUGCUAAAAUUGCUACUUCUGAGAUGAUAUCUUCUAAGGAACUCAAUUCCGAUUGGCAACGAGCAGCAACAAGCCUACUUGUUGCGAUAGGGUCACAUUUACCUGAUCUUGUGAUGGAAGAAAUUUUUCUUCAUUUAUCGGGGACAAGUUCAGCAUUACAGGCUAUGGUUCAAAUCCUUGCAGAAUUUGCUACUAGUUGUCCCUCGCUGUUCAUUCCCCGCUGGAAAGGUGUACUCUCACGAAUUUUGCCGAUUCUUGGAAAUGUGCGAGACAUGCACCGGGCAACUUUCGCAAAUGCUUUAAUAUAUGUCCUCAUUACUUGGUGGUGGGGAGUGGGGAAAAAAGCAUUCAAGUGUUGGUGUCAAGCUGCUUGGCAAUAUAGUACAGAUUUUCCUUCACAUUUACCGCAAGAUGGUGAUGUCAUGUCAUUUCUAAAUUCUGCUUUUGAGCUUUUGUUAAGAGUUUGGGCAGCUUCACGGGACCUAAAGGUUCGUGUAGCAUCCGUUGAAGCACUUGGACAGAUGGUUGGUCUCAUAACACGGACACAAUUAAAGGCAGCCUUACCAAGGCUUGUUCCUACAAUAUUGGAUUUGUAUAAAAAGGAUCUUGAUAUUGCUUUUCUAGCUACAUGCAGUCUCCACAAUCUGUUGAAUGCCUCUUUACUAUCUGAAAGUGGUCCUCCUAUGCUUGAUUUUGAGGAUUUGACUCUUACUUUAGCGACACUUCUACCCGUGGUAUCUAUGAAUAGUGAAAGCAAAGAUCAAACAGAUUUCUCUGUGGGAUUGAAGAUGUAUAAUGAGAUGCAGCAUUGCUUUCUGACAGUUGGUUUGGUGUAUCCAGAUGAUUUGUUUCUGUUCCUUGUAAAUAAAUGUAGGUUGAAGGAAGAAGCAUCAACUUUUGGUGCACUUUGUGUUUUGAAACAUCUUUUACCAAGGCUAUCUGAAGCUUGGCAUAGUAAAAUACCAUUACUGGUUGAAUCUGUAAAGUCCUUGUUAGAAGAACAUCAUUUAGGUGUUCGAAAGGCACUUUCUGAGUUAAUUGUGGUUAUGGCUUCACACUGUUACUUGGUUGGUUCAUCUGGAGAGUUGUUCAUUGAAUAUCUCACACGCCAUUGCGCUUUGACAGAUCAAAAUCAGAGUGAUCUUGAUAGCACACCAAAUAAGAGAAUAGAGAUGAAAAUUGGAGCAGUUACUCUGGGUGAGUUACGAGCAGUUUGUGAAAAAGGUCUUUUGUUGGUCACCAUUACAAUUCCUGAAAUGGAGCAUAUCCUGUGGCCUUUUCUGUUGAAGAUGAUUAUACCACAGCCGUACACUGGUUCUGUUGCCAUGGUUUGCAGGUGCAUCUCAGAACUGUGGCGGCAUAGAUCUUAUGGUAGUGAUAUGCUAAGUGAGUGUAGAGUCCGUCCUGAUAUUCCAACUGCCGAAGAACUUCUUGCUCGUUUUGUGGUGCUUUUACAUGAUCCUCUAGCAAGGGAGCAAUUAGCCACCCAGAUUUUGACAGUCCUAUGUCUUCUGGCACCUCUAUUUCCCAAAAAUAUCAAUUUGUUUUGGCAAGAUGAGAUUCCUAAGAUGAAGGCGUAUGUUAGCGAUACAGAUGACUUGAAACAAGAUCCAUCAUAUCAAGACACUUGGGAUGACAUGAUAAUCAACUUUCUUGCAGAAUCUUUGGAUGUGAUUCAAGAUGCAGAUUGGAUUAUGUCUCUUGGAAAUGUAUUUGCCAAACAUUAUGAACUUUAUACAUCUGACGAUGAACAUGCUGCACUUCUUCACCGAUGCUUAGGGAUUCUUCUUCAAAAGGUUAAUGACAGAGCUUAUGUCCAUGAUAAAAUGAAUUGGAUGUAUAAGCAAUCAAACAUUGCAAUCCCAACAAAUAGGCUUGGUUUGGCAAAAGCAAUGGGAUUGGUUGCUGCAUCUCACUUGGACACAGUGUUGGAGAAGCUGAAGGAUAUUAUAGACAAUGUUGGACAAACCAUAAUUCAGAGGUUUAUGCCAGACUUGAUAUUGUCAUUGUUCUCUGAAAGUUACAGAACAGUAGAGUCUGAUGAUAUACAUGCUGCCUUAGCUUUAAUGUAUGGAUAUGCUGCGAAGUAUGCCCCAUCAUCAGUUAUUGAAGCCAGAAUAAACGCCCUCAUUGGCACCAACAUGCUUUCAAGGCUUCUUCAUGUGCGUCACCCUAUAGCAAAGCAAGCUGUGAUCACUGCAAUUGACUUACUUGGUAAUGCUGUCAUUAAUGCUUCUGAAAGUGGUGCACCGUUUCCAUUGAAAAGAAGGGACCAACUGCUUGAUUAUAUUUUAACUUUAAUGGGCCGAGAUGAUAAUGAUGGUUUUGCUGAUUACAAUGAACUCUUGCGUACUCAGGCUCUUGCAUUAAGUGCCUGCACUACAUUGGUCUCUGUGGAGCCAAAGCUAACGGUCGAAACCAGAAACUAUGUGAUGAAGGCCACAUUGGGAUUCUUUGCGAUACAAAAUGAUCCAGUUGAAGUUGUCAGUCCCCUUAUUGACAAUCUGAUCUCUCUUUUAUGUGCAAUUCUUCUCACUGGUGGAGAGGAUGGAAGAAGUCGAGCAGAGCUGCUAAUGCUUAUCCUGAGGCAAAUUGAUCAAUUUGUCUCUUCACCUGUUGAAUAUCAGAGGAGAAGAGGAUGUCUUGCAGUCCAUGAGAUGCUUCUCAAAUUUCGGAUGGUUUGUGUUAGUGGCUAUUGCGCAUUGGGAUGCCAUGGGAAUUGUGCACAUACCAAGCAAGUUGACCGUACUCUUUAUGGGAAUUUUUCUAAUCUACCAUCUGCAUUUGUAUUGCCAAGUCGCGAAGCUUUGUGUCUGGGAGAUAGGGUAGCAAUUUAUCUUCCACGUUGUGCAGACACAAAUUCUGAAGUCCGAAAAAUAUCAGCACAAAUUCUUGAUCAACUCUUCAGUAUUUCUCUCUCUCUUCCAAAGCCUCCUGGUUUGUCUAUAUCUGCUGAAGACAUAGAAUUGUCAUACCGUGCUUUGUCUUCUCUUGAAGAUGUGAUAGCUAUGCUGAGAAAUGAUACCUCUAUUGAUCCAUCAGAAGUUUUCAACAGGAUCAUUUCCUCCCUCUGCAUUCUGUUGACAAAGGAUGAGCUGGUUGCUAUGCUUCAAGGUUGCUCAGUAGCUAUAUGUGAUAAGAUCAAGCAGUCUGCUGAAGGAGCCAUUCAAGCUGUUGUUGAGUUUGUUACAACGAGAGGGAGUGAACUGACAGAGAUUGAUAUCUCAAGGACAACACAAUCAUUGAUCUCUGCCACUGUGCAUGCAACCGAUAAGCAUUUACGUGUGGAAACUCUUGGUGCUAUUGCCUCUUUGGCCGAAAGUACUAGUGCAAAAACUGUUUUUGAUGAAGUCCUGGCCACUGCUGGAAAGGAUAUAAUAACGAAGGAUAUAUCUAGGCUACGUGGUGGAUGGCCCAUGCAAGAUGCAUUCUACGCCUUUUCACAGCACAUGGUUCUAUCAGUGUUAUUUCUAGAACAUGUGAUAUCUGUCCUUAGCCAGAUUCCUAUCCUUAAAUGUGAUGUAGACAGAGUUGAGGAUAGCCAGGUCCACAAUCAUACAGAAGACGGCCAACUGGAAGCUGCAAUUUUUGCUCUUACUGCUUUUUUCAGAGGUGGGGGAAAAGUUGGAAAAAGGGCUGUUGAGCAAAACUAUGCUUCUGUUCUAUCUGAGCUGAUGCUGCAACUUGGAAGCUGUCAUGGGUUAGCUUACUCUGGUCACCUUGAACCAUUGCGGAAUCUUCUGACUGCAUUCCAGGCAUUCUGCGAAUGUGUUGGUGACCUUGAGAUGGGAAAGAUUUUAGCCAGAGAUGGGGAACUUUCUGAAAAUGAGAGGUGGAUUAAUCUCAUUGGAGACAUAGCCGGAUGCAUAUCUAUAAAGAGGCCGAAAGAGAUCCAAAAUAUUUGCCAAUUUUUUAAAAGAUCAUUGGAUCGACCCCAGAAAUACCAAAGGGAAGCUGCUGCUGCUGCCUUGUCAGAAUUUGUUCGUUAUAGCGGUGGACUCGGUUCGCUUUUGGAGCAAAUGGUUGAUGUUUUAUGCAGACGUGUAUCAGACGAGUCUUCUACUGUUCGGCGCUUUUGUUUGAGAGGAUUAGUACAGAUCCCAUCAAUUCAUAUUCUGAAGUAUACAGCUCAAGUCCUGGGUGUUAUAUUAGCUCUGCUAGAUGAUUCUGAUGAAUCUGUACAACUAACUGCAGUAUCAUGCUUACUUAUGAUUCUCGAAUCUUCACCUGAUGAUGCAGUUGAGCCUAUUUUGCUUAAUCUUUCAAUACGGCUUCGGAAUCUACAAACAAGCAUGAAUGCAAAUAUGCGAGCCAGUUCCUUUUCAGCAUUUGGGGCACUAAGCAACUAUGGAGUAGGGGCACUAAGAGAGGCAUUUGUUGAGCAGGUACAUGCUGCUAUUCCUCGUCUGGUUUUGCAUCUGUAUGAUGAAGAUGUUAGUGUCCGACUAGCCUGCCGGAAUACCCUGAGACGAGUUUUCCCAUUGAUAGAAAUUGAAGGAUUGCUUGCCCUGCUAAACACACCGAGUUUCCUUUCUGAUCAUCGAAGUGACUAUGAGGACUUUCUAAGAGACACUGCAAAGCAAUUUACACAGCAUCUUCUUUCCAGAGUUGACACUUACAUAGCGUCAACAGUGCAGGUUCUUUUCACCAUACUGGCUUCAACACAUGCUGAUGCUUUUGAUGCACCAUGGUCCAUAAUUCAGGCAAAUGCUAUGUACUUAUGUAGUAGCAUGCUCUCUCUAUCGGAUAAUCAACAUAUUUUAGCUGACUACCAUACACAGGUGUUUGGUAUGCUGGUUGGAAAAAUGAGUCGAUCACCUGAUGCUGUUGUAAGGGCAACGUGUUCUUCUGCUCUGGGCUUGUUGCUCAAAUCUUCCAACUCAUGUUCAUGGAGAGCAGAUCAUCUUGAUCGAUUAGACUCGACAAAAAGUAACCAUGAUGCAGCGGAGUCUGUGAUAAACUAGCAAUAACUCAAGUGGAACCAUGAAGAACUACUUUUUAGCAGUGGUAGAGUGGAUCAGUCUGCUACUGCCCACAUUGAUGUCUUGUACAGUGUUUGUUGUAAGCAUUCACCCCCUUGUAUUUUACCUUUUUUUUUCAAAGUCUUCUGUAAUAGAGUUUGAUGUAAGUUAAUGUCAAAUUGAUUGUGUUGUUGUAUAUCAAUUACACUUCUAUGGAAUUCGCACUUCACCUGGGUGAUUUCAUUAA